Molecule: messenger RNA, 831 nt
Organism: Penicillium argentinense
Lineage: Eukaryota; Fungi; Ascomycota; Eurotiomycetes; Eurotiales; Aspergillaceae
Exons: 2
Coding region: 1-831 (276 amino acids)
Source: RefSeq, a predicted model, not a curated record
AUGUCAAGUUUCCUUCAAGUGGAUGCGUACUGUGCUCCAGCCAUCCCCGCAGAGACUGGCUACGAAGAGCCUGUCAAACAACUGUGGUCCUCGAUCUGUUGCACCCUGCUUCAGGGCCCAACCUCGGUAGUCCUUGUCGAUACCCCGACCACCGCGGAACUGACUAAAGGUACAUUUACACCACCCACGCACAUGGGGAUCAUUUCUUCGGCAAUCUUCCUCAAGGACUUUCCGGAAGCCAAAUCUGUCGCAACCUCUUUUGUGGUCGAAGGAAUCAAGGAAGCGCUGGCAGAAGACAAUCUUGCUAUCUGGAAAGCGAUGUUCCCCGGCCAGUUACCGGAAGGCCAGUGUUUGCCUGAAGCCCUUCCGGCGAAUGGCGAGUUUUCUAUUGACGGCCAUAGCCUCUUUUGUAUUGAUGUCGUUUUCUCGGACACCGAAAAUCCCUCUUUCCUACAUGUGCCUAGCCUUGAUCUUGUGGUCUCUGGCGACAUUGUUUAUAGGGAAUGCUUCAAACAUCUCGGUGAAGCCAAUACUCCCGAAAAACGAAAGCUUUGGCUUGAUGCAUUAGAUCAAAUUGCAGCGCUGGAGCCGAGCAUCGUGGUCACUGGUCAUAAGAGGGUAUCUCAGUUGGAUGGGCCGUAUCUAAUCGACUUGACAAAGGAGUAUAUCCACGCAUUUGAAGAAGAAGUAAAAAAAUGGAAAGAUGCGGACAAGGUCGAGGAUGCCAUGAAGAAGCGCUAUCCGCAUAUAUGGAACGAGUUCAUUUUGAGCAACAGCUGCAAGAACACUGUUGCACGGUUAAUGGAAGCUGAAAAGAAAUCCUCAAACUGA